Molecule: messenger RNA, 6159 nt
Organism: Xenopus tropicalis (tropical clawed frog)
Lineage: Eukaryota; Metazoa; Chordata; Amphibia; Anura; Pipidae
Gene: atad5
Product: ATPase family, AAA domain containing 5
Exons: 23
Coding region: 496-5682 (1728 amino acids)
Molecular function (GO): ATP hydrolysis activity; ATP binding
Source: RefSeq, a predicted model, not a curated record
CCACAUGGGGGCAGGCUGUAUGUGAUAUUGGAAGUGCCUGGCGGAAGGGGCUGGGUGCCAGUCUCUCUGGUACACUGGCUAACCAUUGGAUACACAUCUGAUAACAGCUCAGUUGUAUGCAUGGGGCACAGUUGGGGCACAGGGCUGCUGUACCAAUCCCCACACACACACCAUACUAUGAGGUUCUGUAGCUGCCAGACACCGUUCCAAGCAAUUGUUUCCUCUCAUUCAAUUCUUCCCGGAAGUGGCAGGUUUAGGCGGGAAGUUCCAGUUUGAGGCGUUCCGGGCGCUUACUGAUGAUGUCAGAAUAGUGCCAGCCAAUGGGGUUGCUCGCUGAGCGUUGUUCGGGAGCGCGCCUUGUGUGGGAUUGGCAGUUGGUUGGUGCGCGCUCCCGUGGGGCAGGUUUGCGCGGGAAAUUCUAUUCUGCUUGUGGCUCCGGCUCCGGACUGGGGGUGUCGGUAUGAGCCGCUGUGUGUGACUGAGCGUACCGGGGAGAUGGUCGGGAUACUCGCUAUGGCCGCGUCCCUGGAGCAGUAUGGAUGCCAGCCGUGCAAGAAGCCGAGGAAGGAGGAGGAGGUGGCGGCUCCCAUCAAAACCAUCACAAACUAUUUCUCCCCAGUGUCCAAGAGCCAAGAGAAGGUGCUUUCAUCUCCCAGGUCCAACAACAUAGCAGACUACUUUAAACGAAAUUCUCCCACCAGUGACAAGGAGCACACUCCAAAAGCCAAAAAGGCAGCUAGCCAGCAAGACACCCCUCCGGCAGCCAUCACCGAAUCUACAGGAACAAGCGGCAGGCCUUCCAGGAGCAGGAAAAGGACUAAUUUAGCUAAGAAACUGGGUGGGGUGAAGCCAAGGACGGAGUGUGACCUUGCCAAGAGCCAAGAGCCAGAGAGUGAGAAUGUUUGUGGCAAAACUGGCUUCAUGGGUAGCGAUACAGCCGCAUUGCUUGCUGAGAUCUGCAGUAACAAAUGUGACCUUCAGGAUGGGCUUGUGGCUUCCACCACUGCUAGUACCCCAGGAGUAAAUGAUGCUCUACAUAAUGCUGCAUCUAAUACCAACAUUCAGUCCAAGCUACGGAAAGCCAAACAGGCAAAAGCUAAAGAGGCCCAGCCGGUGAUGCAGGACUGUGAGGCACAGAAACCACUCGUCACUCCGCUCACGUCUCUGGACAGCACCGGCGAUGCUAUAGACUCAAGCCUGGAGGUAAAUGUAGGGGACAGCUUACAUGGAAAGGACAGUGUUUUGGUUGUUUCUUUUGAAGAAUUCAUAAAAAGUCAGGGGGAAAAGGAGGCAGAAUCAGCUUUAGAGGGAAAUGAUAUAACGUCCAGUCUGUCAGGAGAAGAUGUUCCAAAUGAGAACCCUCUGAGAAACGAGAAAUGGGCCCAGAAGCCUUCUCCUAAAACUGUAACUGUACACGCUCAGGUUCAUGUCUCUCCUCCACUGUCCCAUUCCUAUUCAGCCACAACAGCGACAAAAAAAAUCGCCUCCAUUUUCCUGAAAAAAAAAGAAUCCGAGGUGGAUAAAAAAGCAGCCGAGCCUGUUUGUGAGCAAGAGCCUGCUGAUCUCGUGGUACAAAAACGCAAAUCAAACGUGGUUAUCCUGGAGGAUGACUUGGAGUUAUCAGUGGUGGAAGUAGAAAACAUCAAUUACGCUAAGCACAAGAGCACUGUGGCUGAAAGGCAGCAGUUUAUGAAAGCUUUCAGGCAACCCGGGGAAGCAGGGAAAAGUGCUGGCAAGAAAUCUCUCAAGAACAAGAAUCCAGCUGAGGUUUCUGCACAGGAUGGGCCUGAUGAGGGGCAACAGAGGGCAUUGGCCAAUAAGGGAGGAUCUGAAGGGCAUCAAACCAACCAGGGUGCCGAUGAUCAUGAAGAAACCCUGGCUGUUAAGGCAUUUACUUCAAAGACUGCAGGAAGUGCUGCCCCUAAACCGAAAGGCAAAAAGCUAAAAGUGCCCCGUGGCAGGGUUUCUGAGCCUUCCGAAUGCCCGGCUAGUGCCAUUAACCUGAGAAGGAGUUCAAGGCUUCGCACAUGUGAGACACCUGCUCUAAACUCACCAGCCAAGGGACAUUCCAUGACUGACCUUCCUUUACAAAUGUCCACCCCAAAAGGAAGAGUCCCCUGCCGGAAAAGUGAUAUUUACCGUGCCGAGGUCAUUAGUAUAUCCACAGAGGCAGAUAGUCCCAUCAGAAUGAGAUUUACCCGCCUUAGUUCCAGAGCUAGAGGAAGAAAUCAAAGCUUUGGGCCAGAUGAUCUAUUCACCCCAAGAAGUAACCAGGUUUUGGCUAGUUCCAAAAAAAUAAAGAAGGCAAAGAAGCUGCUCGAGAAAGCAAAAGCCAUUCAGCAGAAUAUUGGCAAGCCCGAGACCCCCAGGAGACUGUCGGCAAGGCAAGCAGCACGUUCUGCAGACAAGAAAGCUUUGCAGGGAUCCAUAUUGAUUGAGGAUGAUGAGACCCCGGAAACAUCUUGCAAGGACCGUGAACUGGGAAGGAGAAACAGCCUACGGAGUGUUAAUGAUGUGUUGGGAAAGAGAGAGAAAAUUCGAAAAAACUCAAAUAUAUUAACUGGGCAAAGUAAAUGUUCAGGAAAGAAACUAAAGAAGCACCCUUUAAUCACAGUCAUCGACGACAGUCCAGAGAUUUCUGAAAACUCCCUCGAUGAAGAGCACUUCCGAGCGAAACGGGAAUUCCUCAUGAGUGGCUUGCCAGACUCCUUAAAGAGGCACAUUGCAAAAACGACAGCACUUAUGGAGGCCUAUGCUCUGUCUGGCUCUUCCUUUCAGACUCUAGUACACGUGCAGCAAAGAAACGAUAGCCAAAUGUGGGACAUGCCUCCCUGCCUUCAUCUUGCUGGCUUAGGGGACCGGAGCCCUGCUGUGCCUGAUGUUGCCAAGCUGACCAUGUCCCUCGGCGAGUUUACCUGUGUGAAGGCCAAGCCUGCCGCCCCCGUGGCUGCUCCUCUGGUUUAUAAAAGGCCGGUGUUUUCUGAUGCAGCCAGAGACCUACUUUUAGAGGAAAUUCGCUUUAGUAAUCCUCAGUUUCCCGUAAAGAGGUUUCUCUCCAUAUUUCUUAAAAAGCAAAGUGAUUCAGUUGCCCUUUUGGACUCUCACAAGCCAGGAUUUCAGCCCCAGAACUCUGUCGCUGGCAGCAAAGUAACAGAAGUAAUUCUUUGGGAGAAUGGAACUCGGGGCAAGAGGAAAAGAAAAGAUUCUCCUGGCAAUAAGCCCAAAAGGAAAAGAUCUGAUGGGAAAGCUGCUGGGCAGAAUGAAAUCUGUGAUUUAACGUCGUCUCCAGACGAGGCUUCCUUGCAACCUAGUACCCAAGCUGAGACCCGCGCUCCUGUUCAGAGGAGGCAAAAGUGUUUGGAGCACAAAACUACCUUAGAGCUGGAUAUACUUGCCCAAGAAAGGAAACCUGCUUCUACAGAUGCUGUGUGUGACGAUGUCCUGUGGACAGAGAAGUAUCAGCCGCAGAAUACUAGCGAAAUGAUUGGCAAUUCUGCAGCCAUUCAGAAGUUAUAUAGCUGGCUUAAAGACUGGAAAGUCAGAGCCGACAAGGAGGAGAGAAGUCAGAUGCAAAAGACAGAGAAAGAGAAAUCGGACACCUGGGAGCAGAGUGACUUUAUGACGUUGGACUCCGAUAGCGAAGAGGAGUCUCUCUGUAACACAGUACUGAUCACAGGCCCUCCCGGAGUGGGUAAAACAGCAGCAGUAUAUGCAUGUGCCCAAGAGCUUGGCUUCAAGGUAUUUGAAGUAAACGCAUCAUGCCAGCGCAGUGGGAGGCAGAUCUUGGCACAGCUAAAGGAAGCCACACAGUCUCACCAAGUGGAUCAGCAAGGGGCGAACUCCCACAAACCAUGUUUCUUUAGCAGUUUCAGCUCCACAAAGUCUCCCAGAAAACUGAACUCUCCAAAGAAUGUGGUUUCAUCCCCAAGGAAACCGCCGGCCUCGCCCAGAGGCACAGGACUUAGAAAAGGGCUGGCACCAAAGUCUCUGGCAAAUUUUUUCAAACCGCCUGCUAAUAAGAGGACCGAAGAGAAACCCAAUGCUGCAGAGGCUUCUAAAGGAGUUGCCAAGGGUACGCUCAGACUGAGGGAAGCCGAAACUAAGCCACAUAAGAGUCAAGAUGCAACUGCAGAAAAAGAAUCUGGAUCAGAGGAAAAACACAGAAAAUUUGCUACCUCACUUAUUCUAUUUGAAGAGGUAGAUGUAAUAUUUGAUGAUGAUGUUGGAUUUGUGAGUGCGAUCAAGACUUUCAUGAGCACCACAAAGCGGCCGGUGAUUCUCACCACGAGCGAUCCUACAUUUGGCUUCAUGUUUGAUGGCAUCUUUGAAGAUAUUCAUUUUAAAGCCCCUUCAAUGACCAAUGUUGCCACUUACUUGCAAGUUCUUUGCUUGGCUGAAAACCUCAGAACAGAAACAAAGGAUUUUCUUACAUUUCUAUCUGCCAAUAAGUGUGACAUCAGGCAGAGCCUUCUCCAUCUGCAGUUUUGGGCCAGUAGUGGGGGGGGCGCACUGAUAGAAAAGCCACCGCCGCAACUCUGCCGCCAGCAGGGCGGCCCAAUCACUGAGCUCCCAACAUGCAACAUUGGCUGCACAGAGAGUUUCAUGGGUCUUAAUAACAUCAUUUCACCGACAGAGGGUCUUCUGUCCUUUAUAAAGAAUACCCAGAAACAAGAAGGGAAUGUGCUUCAGCAGCUGCUUACUGAGUUCCAGUUGAACAAUGUGUAUUUUACACUAAGCAAUUUGGAAUUCCUUCUUCCACUGCCAGUUCAUGUUGGCCCACCAGCUGUGCCCCUGGAGAGCUCAGAGUGCCCCCCAGCAGGGCUACAGCAGAAUGGCACGGCUGAUGAGAGCCCAAUGAAAAUGUCGGUGCAGAUGAAAAAGAGAAAGAAGCUCCUAAUCCUGAACGACAGUGAUUUGUUUGAUAGUGACUCUGUGGAUGAAAUAUUUAGCUUGGUAUCUGGUGUUCAAUCCCAAAAGGAGGCAGAACAGAAAGGCCCCCCUGUAGCUGAUAGAGGGGAAUGUGGGGCACACCCUGCCUCUGAAAGGCACAGACAGGAGGGGCAGAAGGCCUCAGUGCACCACUGCCUGGGCUCGCUUGCAGACUUUGUGGAUAAUAUGUCCCAGAUAGACUGCUUUACAUGUAAUCCCAUGGACCGAGCAGAGCUUUGUAAUGGCAACUGGACUGAAAGUCGGAUAAAAGAUGGUUUGUGUGAUGGGCUCAGGCUAGAGACCAGGGACUGGAGCAACAGGCAGAGCUCUGGGGAAGUCAGAGCAACCAUAGAAGCUCUUGCCUUUCAGAAGUGUUUGUCUAACCUGUCGGCAGCCAUUGCUCCAUCACCGGAAACCUGCACAACAUCCAGCCACCCCCCCACUGAGGCACUCACUCUGCACGUGUCUGAAGAGAGGGGUAAUGUCUGCUUCUGCCAGGGGGAAACCAGCUCCAGUGUGGCAGAGAAGCGUCUGGCUGUGGUUCGGACAGUUCUGUCCAGCAGAUCUUUCUUCAGUCUGGGCAACAGGCAGUGCAAUGUAACGGAGUACCUACCCGCCCUGCGCUCUAUGUGCCGCUCCCAACGACUGAAAGAGCAAGAGAAAACUAAGAGAAGGUUUCUCCAUUAUUUUGAAGGCAUCCAUCUAGAAUUAUCUAAAGCAACAGUGAGCAGCCUGGCAGCAGCCUUUCCUUAAUGUGUUUAACUGUGCUGGGGCAGUCGGUGCUACACAUUCCCCUCAAACUGCCACCCAGUGGGACUGCUGUAGCGCCUUCCGGCGCCCAAUAGCGUGUGUGUGUGUGAUUGCGCCAUAACGUGCGGCUCCAUUGCGGGAGGUCUCUCUGUGGCUUUGGAAUUGUAUCAGAGAGAGCGGAGCCUCCGUGUUACUAAUUGUAAUAACAGUGUUGGGUCAGUACCAAACAAGGCCGGGCUCCUAUAUAUGGCAGGGCACAUACUCUGUACUAUUCCAUGUUGGAACACUAUAGUGAGCUGUGUGCCCGCCGGCUGCUAAUAUACUGAGGUGAGUGCACUGUGUAUACAUGUAAAUUUCCUUUGUACAGUUUCUAUAGCAGCUCCCUGCUGGCUCUCUGCCUGGGCAACCCUGUAUCAUACAAAUACAUUUUAUCUAAUCAUGUGCAGCCUUUUUAAUAAUAUUAAAUGUUUUACAAAAUAA